Penicillium cataractarum is the source of this 1212-nucleotide messenger RNA. RefSeq names its product threonine aldolase family protein. Gene Ontology annotation, molecular function: L-allo-threonine aldolase activity. The transcript is spliced from 4 exons. NCBI's taxonomy places the organism in Eukaryota, Fungi, Ascomycota, Eurotiomycetes, Eurotiales, Aspergillaceae. Gene Ontology annotation, cellular component: cytosol. Gene Ontology annotation, biological process: glycine biosynthetic process; L-threonine catabolic process. The record is from RefSeq and is a predicted model, not a curated record. Bases 1 to 1212 code for a protein of 403 amino acids.
AUGGCUCCUUCAAUCAUCGAUAUGAAUCCCCAAGGUCUAGCUCAGCCGCUGGAACUCGAGCAGAAAGAACAAUUAUUCCGGUACAACCAGACUCCCAAGUUAAAGAAGGCACUUGAAAAAGCUAGCCGUGAUUUUCGGUCCGAUGUGGUCACCGUUCCAACCGAAGGAAUGAUGCAGGCAAUCAUAGAAGCUUCUGUUGGAGAUGAUAUCUAUGACCCAGAGGGUGACGCCUCUGUAAAUGCUCUGCAAGACAAGCUCAUCGAGCUGAGCGGCAAAGAAGCUGCUCUAUGGACACUCUCUGGGACUAUGGGCAAUCAGAUAUGCUUGCGUACCCAUCUCACCCAGCCUCCGCAUACGGUGCUUCUUGAUCAUCGAGCCCAUGUCCAAUGCUGGGAGUCUGGUGCACUUCCUGUCUUUUCUCAGGCGGCGGUAACCCAAGUACACCCUAAGAAUGGGGUUCAUCUCACCCUUGACGAUGUUAAAAGGAACAUGAUAGCAGAUGGAAAUAUUCACUUCCCACCGACUCGCGUGGUUUCCUUGGAGAAUACCCUCAGUGGGACUAUUCUUCCCCUCAAAGAUGCAAAGGAGAUAUCGGAGUUCGUACGCAACUUCCCUGUUCCGGCUGAUCAGAAGCCAAUCGCCAUGCACCUGGACGGGGCACGACUCUUUGACGCCGUAGCUGCAGAAGGAGUGGAUCUCAAAGAGUAUUGUGCCUGCUUUGACUCGAUAAGUUUUUGCCUGGCAAAAGGUGUCGGUGCCCCCAUGGGCAGUGUCAUCGUCGGAACCAAGAGAUUUAUCGAGAGAGCAAAAUGGUAUCGCAAGAUGUUUGGUGGAGGUACUCGUCAGCCCGGUAUGAUGGCUGCUGCUGCCUCUGCCGCUCUGGAUUAUACUCUUCCCCGACUCUCUGCAGUGCACACAAUGACUGCGAGUGCAGCGAAAGAAUUAGAGACCGUGGGAUACAAGUUUGCGCUUCCGGUACAAUCAAACAUGAUCGUUCUCGACCUCGAAGUAGUGGGGAUUCCUCCCGCUGCAUUCGUUGGGUAUUGCACGGAUAAUGAGCUUGGAGUUUUUCCGAAUGGAAGGUUGGUGUUCCAUCAUCAGACAUCACAGGAUGCGGUUUCAAGGCUGCUUAAGGCUUUGAGACAAUUGAUGAGCGACAAAGAGGCUGGUGUUCAUAUGAUAAAUGAUAAGGUGACUGGGGGAUAUUCCUGA